Messenger RNA from Nicotiana tabacum (common tobacco), 1161 nucleotides. Lineage: Eukaryota; Viridiplantae; Streptophyta; Magnoliopsida; Solanales; Solanaceae. The record is from RefSeq and is a predicted model, not a curated record.
AUGCCGUUAGGACUAAAAAAUAUAGUGGCUACUUAUCAAAGAUUGGUAACAAAGAUGUUCAAAGAACAGCUCGGCAAAACAAUAGAGGUAUAUAUAGACGACACGCUGGUCAAGUCCCAAAGGGGAGAAGAUCGCAUCGAUCAUUUGAAAGAAACUUUCGACAUACUCAGACGGUACAGAAUAAAGCUGAACCCGGAGAAAUGCACAUUCGGGGUAGCCUUGGGAAAUUUCUUGGGUUUUCUGGUAUCGCAGCGAGGGAUCGAGGUCAACCCAGGCCAAAUUAGAGCCAUUGAGGGGAUACCAGAACUCUUAACCACCAAAAAUCAAGUCCAAAGGUUGACUGGUCGUAUCACCGCCUUAUCAAGGUUCAUUUCGCGGUCGUCAGAUAUGUGCCAUAAAUUCUUUGGCGUACUCAAGAAAGACAACGACCUUGGAUGGACUUCCGAGUGCAUCCAGUCUCUGCGAGAACUGAAGGCAUACCUAUCAUCAACACCCUUGCUUUCGAAGCUCGAACCUGUGGAGCAACUCCUCGUCUAUCUAGUCAUACCCGAGGUAGCAGAGCAUUCGUCCAAAUAUUGGAACAUGAGCAUACCCAAGGAAAUCAGUUGUGACAGCGGACCCUUGUUCACAGGAAAGAAAACCGUCGAGUUCUUCAAAAAAUGGCAUAUCAAGAGAAUACUCUCAACCCCAUACCAUCCAGCGGGUAACGGCCAAGAAGAAUCCUCUAAUAAGUCUAUACUAAAAAUCAUGAAGAAAAAGCUCGAAAACGCCAAGGGAUUAUGGCCGGAGAUGUUACCAGAAGUAUUAUGGGCCUACCGAACAAAUCCGAAGACGAGCACAAGAGAGACGCCCUACUCUUUGAUCUACGAGACUGAGUUAGUAAUACCGGUUGAGGUCGGAGAACCCAACCUAAGGUACUCCCAUGAAAGCGGCGCAAGUAAUGAUGAGAGUAGAAGGCAAGAUCUCAACGAGAUAGACGAACAGAGAGACAUGGCCUACAUAAGAAUGGUCACCCAAAAACAACAAGCAGAAUGUUAUUACAACAAGAAAUCAAAGGCCCGACCGCUUAAAGUCGGGGACUAUGUACUAAAAGCCAAAACUCUAGCGAGCAGAGAUCCCGAGAAGGAAAGCUGGGAACGAACUGGGAUGGUUAACCAAUGA